Molecule: messenger RNA, 687 nt
Organism: Penicillium salamii
Lineage: Eukaryota; Fungi; Ascomycota; Eurotiomycetes; Eurotiales; Aspergillaceae
Source: the annotation of a GenBank genome assembly
AUGCUCGCCCGAGGAAUGCUGCCUCAAGAGGGCCGGUGCUUACCCCAACUUUACACAAUGGACACUCUCGAUUACCAAAACCUGCGCAGCUGCGCCAUCGGUGUCAUCAUAGGCACGCUUGGAUUCUCCUACUUUGUCAUUUAUCUACUGAUGUUCUUGAUCUUCCAUUUCCCCUCAUCUCAACAGUCAAUCCCAUACGCUCUAGCAGUGAUGGCGUUUGGUGGAGGAAGCGCCAUAUGGUAUCUGUGUGUCAUCUUUCAGAAUAGCUUUAGUGCAUUCCAGAGGGGGAAAACGACGAAAGAGCAAGAUUCCGUGUGGUUUGGCGGCUUAUUCCUGGUCUGGACGGCAGCUCUUCCCACGAUCGCUUUUCUCUUUCCAGCCCAACCAUUGCUACAACUUGGAUAUGCAUCAGCUUUCACAAUGAUCGCGGUUGGAAGCCUUUCGGACGGCUAUCUCAAGGACAUGGACAUGGGGGCAUUUUCCACCAGAUUGUCUCUUCAAUCUGCCUCAGUGGUCCUGUUGGCCCUAGUACCGUCCAUUCACGCAUUGGCCGAGCCGCUCCACGCUCCCUCUCCACUGGCCACUCAUUCGGCAGACUGUCUCCACGGCAUGUACUUGGUCCUGACAUAUAGCCUCGUGGAGUAUUCCAAAGCGGUGUUGCAGGUAGCAAUUCCUUAUAUGUCUUGA